Messenger RNA from Myripristis murdjan (pinecone soldierfish), 2527 nucleotides. It is a transcript of the gene mief2, whose product is annotated as mitochondrial elongation factor 2. Gene Ontology annotation, cellular component: mitochondrial outer membrane. The transcript has 7 exons. Bases 1 to 1419 code for a protein of 472 amino acids. Gene Ontology annotation, biological process: mitochondrion organization; positive regulation of mitochondrial fission. NCBI's taxonomy places the organism in Eukaryota, Metazoa, Chordata, Actinopteri, Holocentriformes, Holocentridae. The record is from RefSeq and is a predicted model, not a curated record.
AUGGACUUCCACAGCAGCAGGAGGCGAGGCGAGGAUGGCAUUGCGAUGGUGAUUGACUUCCUGCUGUCGAAUGCCCGGUUGGUUCUGGGAGUUGGUGGGGCUGCAGUGUUAGGCAUUGCUACACUAGCAGUCAAACGGCUGAUAGAGCGUGCUGGCCGUGCCGCUGAGGAAGAAAAGGUGGAGCAGAAGAUGGCUGAGAGCUGGGAGGAGCUCAGUUUAGUCUCUGCUUCACCCACACUAAUCAAAAAGGGCUUAGAAGGUGUGGUGAUGAAACAUGUAGCGAAGGCAGCCAGACAGCAGAAAGCUGACCUGUGCCAGCAGCCACAGGUGUCCGGAGUCACAGGUGGUCUGGAGGUACAGUCUAAGCCAGAGUCCAAACCUAAGAGAAUCCAACUGUGUGUCCUCACUUUGCAGGAGCGUCUGCAGCAGUACUAUCACACAAGAGCAGCAUUAGCUCCUGCAGAGGUGAGCAGGGCCCAGAGCCUCGCGCUGGACAUCUGCACCGAGAUCCAGGGCUUCUUGCGCACGCGUCACCCUGACAUGCCCCUGGGAGAAAUGAGCCUGGGAGGUUCUCUACUGGACGAUCUACAGGUAGUAAGUGCGGACCAUGCAUGUCUGCUGGUGCCUCUCCAGCUCGAACCCUCUCUGUGGCAGCUCAUCCGUGGGGAGGACACUCUCAUCACACACCCCCUCCACUGGAUGGUCCGACGGGUCAACCUGGAAUACUUUCCCAGAGGACGUAGCUAUUGGGACAGGUUCCUGGUGGGGGGUUACUUGUCCUCAGAGGCUGUAGUGAGCAUGUUCAAUAAGUCGGUCAUGGAAACGAUGAACUGGCCGUCCAUCAGCAGCACUUUGGACUGUGCAGUUAGACCUGUACUUGGAGGACCAGACCUUCGACUCGAGAUUCAGCCCAGGGAUGUAGAGGGAGGAGCAGCCAUUAGUGACCACGCCCUGUUCGUCUCCAUGGUGCCUCUGCUGAGGGAGGGGGAUGUGGUUCUGACAGCCCAGCCGGAGCUCACCUCUCCCUGGGUCAACGCCUGGCGCCUCUCUCUCUAUCCCUGGGAGACCCAGCGCCUGGCUCAGCUCGACGCCUCCGACAACGGCUGCCGUAGACACCUGCUCAAAACCCUCAAGGCGGUGUGCAGACAUAACCCUGCCCUGCGACUGCUCAACGCUGCCCCGCUGGCCAACCUCAUCCUGCACCUCAGCGACAGCGAGAGCGACUGGUCAGAGAGCAGCCUAGAUGUGCGAUUCCAGCAGUGCAUCAUCGAGCUUAUUGGCUACCUUGAGCAAGGGGUGUUGCCCAGUUACUUCAAGCCAGCUGUCAAUUUGUUGAGCGGCUUGUCAGAGGACCAGGUGGACCAGAUGGGCUUCAUGCUCUACUGUGCUGUGUCAGAGCCCGAAAUCCUGCUCAUAUAGCUUCCUGCACACACACACACAGAGUUCAAAUGACAGAGUCAGACAGGUACACAUCUGAAAUCAGACAAAAACAACCUUUGAACAUGAUAUCUUUAUGAUAAAAAUUUUUUGGUGCAGAGUGCAGAUGUUAGAAGACACUUCACUCUCUUAAGUGAGUGGUCAUUAUUCACACAGGCCUCCUCCUUGUGUACUUCCUCCUACACUGAGCCGAGGGAACAGGAUACAUUUGGUGAACGACAACAUGGCAGGCACCAUGGACUAGUCUAUACUCUCACAGUUGAACAGUGCAGGUAGAGGAGAAGAUACAAGGAGACUGAAACACAUAAUGAAAGCUUACGAUGCUGCACAAAAGUGACAAUUCUGCUAAAUAAACUACUUAAAGAAAAGGAGACGUGCCAAGGAAAGGAAAUGAGAAAGUGUUUAUUAAAAUGUUUGAAAUUAUGCUUUAGGACGUGCCUGAUCGUGACUCCCCACACACAGCCAAGUCUAAGGAUUAUGCCAGAGCACUUGUGAAAUUACCAUAUCCUACAUGAACGGUUUGUGUGCGACUGUGAUCCUUCACAUGUAAAUGUUUAGUGUGGGAGUCAUUAAAGGUAAACAUAGCCAUAUAUAUCCAUUAACAGCAGGGAGAGAGAAAGGGUUUGAAGCUGUAAUAGGUGCUGUGAAAGCAUAUAUUCUUCUUUAAUUGAGUAGACGAUAGUGUGUGCUCUGCAUCACUUUCCUAACUCUCCUUUAAAUACUCUGACUGUGCAGAACUACAAUAACCUCUUGAAAACAGCCAGGUAUUUCUGCUCUUAACACCAUUCAUUCUGCCUCUUCUGUCAGACAGAUUAAACUCAGUAUGUGUCAUGUAUAUUUCACCACCAUACUGGAAUUUUAAGUGUGCAAUAUCUUUUGUUUUUCCCAUUUAGUUUUCAAUCUGUUGCCAAUCUUAUCUGGGCAAACUAACCCUUUAUAUUGAGGUUACAGUUGCCUAAGGAUUUUAUGCAGUUGCUUUUUAAUACAGUAUGAAUGUCGUUGGAACUUGGUUUAGUUGUGUUUUCAUGAUGAGUGAAAGAUUUUCUGCAAUUGGAGUGACAAUGAAAAUAAAGUUUGUUGCAGUUGUUGA